Molecule: messenger RNA, 330 nt
Organism: Aphanomyces astaci
Lineage: Eukaryota; Oomycota; Saprolegniomycetes; Saprolegniales; Verrucalvaceae
Exons: 2
Coding region: 1-330 (109 amino acids)
Source: RefSeq, a predicted model, not a curated record
AUGGCCAAAGAAGAAGAGACUGUGAACUGGGCAUACUUUUCGCGCAAGUCUACAACGGCCACAAGCAUCGGAGACAGUGUGGCGUGGACCGAAGAUCUCUACUCGAAUCCGGCGUACUUCGAGUGUUGCGACGGCGAUGAAGGUGUCAUCUCGUUGUUGCAUCCCGGGGUGUAUCAAAUCCAGUCCAAGCUCGGCAAAGCUCUCAAAGCUAUUGCGUACACGGCAUUUACGACCGAGCCUUGUGAUGUGGAGGUGUCGUGCAGUCGUGUCGUGGACGCUGGAGCGACCAUUCAGAUCUUGCUCGUCAGCCUGUUACCAAUUGAUGCUUAG